Molecule: messenger RNA, 263 nt
Organism: Paramecium tetraurelia
Lineage: Eukaryota; Ciliophora; Oligohymenophorea; Peniculida; Parameciidae
Exons: 1
Source: RefSeq, a predicted model, not a curated record
AUGGGCUGCAUGAACUCUAAACCUUCUUCUAAAUUUUAACCUCCCUCAUCUGCAAGGAGUUAGAUAUAAAUCUAGUUCAAUAGUCAAGAUGAACUUCCUUACGUGAUCAAAAAGAAUCCAAUAUUCCAAAGACGAGCCUCCUAAAAGUCCAUCGUUAGUCCUGUGCAAACUGCCUCUUUUAUCUAAAGAAAUAAGUGAGUCUUAAACUUAGAAUGAUCUUUCUUUAUUUUAUAUACACAAAUCUAUAAAUACCCAUUUUUAUA